AUGGCUCCCCUGGGCAAGAUCGCAAUUCUCGGCAUUGCUGCCCUUUUCAUCGCCAGCUCUGCUGUGCCCCUUGCCGGAACCACCGCCGAUGACGAGGUCAUGGAUCUUUAUGAGCAGUCUGCCGAGGUCUUGAAUGACAACGGCCGGCCUGCACCUGUAUUGAAGCCUCGCAGUGCGAGCCCUGGUCGCGGCCGCGAGCAGAGCCGUGACGGAAGCCCCGGCCGUGACCAAAUCUGGGGCCGUGAUAGAAGUCGCGAGAAGAGCCUCGACGGUGGCCAUGGUGGCGGCAAUGGCGACUACAGCCGCAAGCGGCACCAGAGUAACGGUGGUCACAAGGACAACAAUGAAAGUCACAGCCGGGACCACAACUAG
Messenger RNA from Verticillium nonalfalfae, 372 nucleotides. RefSeq lists its product as uncharacterized. The transcript is spliced from 3 exons. Lineage: Eukaryota; Fungi; Ascomycota; Sordariomycetes; Glomerellales; Plectosphaerellaceae. The record is from RefSeq and is a predicted model, not a curated record. The coding region runs from base 1 to 372 and encodes 123 amino acids.